AUGGAAUGUACAAAAGAUUUCUUAUGUUCACAGCUACCUCAAGUGAUAGUUUUUGUUAGUCCUAUCAUUUGGCAAAAUCAUAAAUUAAUAGCUGAACUUCAAUGUCGUAGGACGUUCUUUGGGGGAACUGAAACUUCAUCAACAACAAUACAAUGGGCGUUGUCUGAACUGAUGAAGAACCCGAAUUGCAUGGCCAAAGCACAGGCAGAAAUGAGAUGGGCCCUUAAAGGGAAGAAAGAUUUGGAUGACAAUGAUCUCGAAGAAUUGAAGUAUUUGAAGUUAGUGGUCAAAGAAACACUACGGUUACACCCUGCAGCUCCUCUUUUGGGCCUUAGAGAAUGCAGGGAGGAAACAAAUAUUGAUGGAUACACUUGCGUGGAUUUUAACGGUAAUCAUUUUCAAUUUAUUCCAUUUGGUGCAGGAAGCAAGAUGUGUCCAGGAAUGCAUUUCGGUUUAGCUAAUGUUGUAUAUCCGUCAGCACAGUUGCUUUACCACUUCGAUUGGCAACUUCCUUACGGAUUACAACCUAAGGAUCUGGAUAUGACUGAAACAUGUGGAAUAUCUGCAGCUAGAAAAAAUGACCUUCACUUGAUUGCCACUCCACAUGAUUUGUCACAAUAUUGA
Molecule: messenger RNA, 624 nt
Organism: Capsicum annuum
Lineage: Eukaryota; Viridiplantae; Streptophyta; Magnoliopsida; Solanales; Solanaceae
Product: premnaspirodiene oxygenase-like
Exons: 2
Coding region: 1-624 (207 amino acids)
Molecular function (GO): iron ion binding; heme binding; monooxygenase activity
Source: RefSeq, a predicted model, not a curated record